This is a messenger RNA of Arachis stenosperma, 3518 nucleotides long. RefSeq names its product golgin candidate 5. NCBI's taxonomy places the organism in Eukaryota, Viridiplantae, Streptophyta, Magnoliopsida, Fabales, Fabaceae. The record is from RefSeq and is a predicted model, not a curated record. Bases 167 to 3160 code for a protein of 997 amino acids. The transcript is spliced from 20 exons.
CUUCACUUCACCGACAUCUUUGUCUUUUUUAUUCCCUCUUCCUCCUUUGCUCGAUUCGUUUUGGAACUACUCUGUAAAUAAAAGAAGCUUGCUGAGCUCAACUACUUCAGAGGAUCAUGGUUUGAUUCCUGGAUCCAACGCAUUUAUUCAGGGUAUAGCUUUGGAGAUGGCGUGGUUUAGUGGGAAAAAUGCUUGGGGGAACUUCCCUGAUUUGGAUUUGGCGGGAGCCGUGAAUAAGCUUCAGGAAAGUGUCAAGAGCAUCGAGAAGAAUUUCGACACUGCUCUUGGAUUUGAAGAGAAGUCUGAAUCCAGCAAUGAAGGUGCAGGAUCAUGGCCUAUACCGGCAGACAGGAAAACCCUAUUUAAUCCUGUUAUGGCCUUCAUAGGGAACAAAAGUGAGGAAACUAGUGAAGAAACAUCUGAGAAAGCUGAAUCUUCUCAACAAGAAUCCAAAACUGAAAAAUCAACAGAAAAGCCUGAGUCUUCAGAUCACACACAUGCACCUGAGGAAAAAGAAAACUUAGGAACCGAUGGAACAGUCCAAAUGGAGACUGAAGAAAUCGCUAAUCAAAACAUAAAAAGGGUGCUCAAAGUAGAAGAUGAUGGUGAGCAAACUGAGUCAGCAGAUGUCUCAGCUGCUGAGAGUUUCAACCACACAAAUGAUGGACACAACUUGCAGGAGAUGCCUAUUGAGUUGCCUGAAACGCCUAUUAAUAAGUUUGAGAGUUUUGAUUCUGGUGACCUCCCUCAAGAGGAAGAGGUUGCUGAAGUGGGAACCUCUGAAAUUCCAGUGUUGAAGCAACCUAAGCCUUCCAACCUUGGGGACAAUAUAGUUGAGAAUGCUCAUAGCGAGCCAGUUGAUUCACAUGUUUUUAGUGAACCAAAUGAAAAUCUUCAAGUUGUGGCAAAAGAAGAGAUUAUAGAAGAGGAGGGAGUGCAAGCAGAAGAAAGUGUACCAAGUGUUUCUUCUCUUCAACCUGAGGCAUCUGAUGCUAGCAAGAAAAGCGAUUUGAUUGACAUGUCCGUACUGCAUUCUCGAGCUACUGAGGAAACCAAUAGCAUUGAUCAAUCAUAUCAUGAACCCUUGUCCAGUGGUACUCCACCAAAUGAUUCUUCUGAGGUGGUUUUGCCUGAAAAUGAAACAACUGUAGAAGAAAAUAAAAGUGACCACUCGGCUAAUGAUGUUACAACUGAAACAAAAGAGCAGCGAUUGAGUACUGAAAGAAAUAUGUCUGACUCAGGUUCUAUGUUUGAGCUGGAUUCGCUUAAGAAUGAAAUGAAAAUGAUGGAAGCUGCAUUACAAGGUGCUGCAAGACAGGCUCAGGCUAAAGCUGAUGAGAUUGCAAAGUUGAUGAAUGAAAAUGAACAAUUAAAAUCUGUCAUUGAGGAGUUGAAGAGAAAAUCAAAUGAGGCAGAAAUUGAGACUUUGCGAGAGGAGUACCAUCAGAGAGUUGCAACCCUUGAGAGAAGGGUUUAUGCUCUGACCAAAGAAAGGGAUACACUUCGCCGGGAGCAGAAUAAAAAAAGUGAUGCAGCUGCUCUCUUGAAGGAAAAGGACGAAAUAAUUAAUCAAGUUAUGGCAGAAGGUGAAGAGCUUUCCAAAAAGCAGGCUGCUCAAGAGGCUACGAUUAGGAAGCUGAGGGCUCAGAUUAGAGAGCUUGAGGAGGAGAAGAAAGGUUUGACUACAAAACUACAGUUAGAGGAGAAUAAGGUUGAAAGUAUCAAGAAGGACAAGACAGCUACAGAGAAAUUGUUGCAAGAAACUAUAGAGAAACAUCAAAUGGAACUUGCAGCACAGAAAGAAUAUUAUACUGAUGCUUUGGCUGCUGCUAAGGAGGCUGAAGCAUUAGCAGAGGCACGUGCUGACAGUGAAGCAAGAACAGAGCUAGAGAAUCGUAUAAGAGAAGCCGAGGAACGUGAAUCUAUGCUGGUCCAGGCACUUGAAGAAUUGAGGCAAACUUUAAGUAGAAAGGAACAGCAGGCAGUCUUCAAAGAAGACAUGCUUCGCAGAGACAUUGAGGAUCUUCAAAAACGUUACCAGGCAAGUGAGAGACGGUGUGAGGAAUUGAUUACACAAGUCCCAGAAUCAACAAGGCCGCUUUUAAGGCAAAUUGAAGCUAUGCAGGAAACAAAUGCCAGAAAGGCUGAAGCUUGGGCUGCUGUUGAAAGAUCUCUCAAUUCUCGACUUCAGGAAGCAGAAGCUAAAGCUGCAACUGCUGAGGAAAGAGAGCGAUCAGUGAAUGAACGUUUAUCACAAACUCUGUCUCGCAUUAAUGUCCUUGAGGCUCAGAUUUCUUGUCUUAGAGCUGAACAGACUCAACUAAGUAGGACCCUUGAAAAGGAGAGACAAAGGGCAGCUGAAAGUAGACAGGAAUACCUGGCAGCAAAGGAGGAAGCUGAGACUCAAGAAGGCCGAGUGAGACAGCUUGAGGAACAAAUUAGAGAGAUUAGACAGAAACACAAGCAAGAGUUACAGGAGUCCUUGAUGCAUAGAGAGCUUCUUCAGCAGGAGAUAGAAAAAGAAAGGGUUGCUCGAUCAGAACUGGAGAGGACUGCACAUGUUCAUUCUGCUGCGGUAUCAGAUCAAACUCCCAGUACAAAGCUAACUACUGCUUUUGAAAAUGGGAAUUUGUCUCGAAAACUCUCUAGUGCAAGCUCCCUAGGAAGCUUGGAGGAAAGCCACUUUCUGCAAGCAUCAUUGGACUCAUCAGAUGGUUUCUCAGAUAGGAGAAACCAUGGAGAACUAAGCAUGAAUCCAUACUAUAUGAAGAGCAUGACACCCAGUACUUUUGAAGCUGCACUUCGUCAAAAGGAGGGUGAACUUGCUUCAUAUAUGUCACGUUUGGCCUCAUUGGAAUCUAUUCGUGAUUCUCUUGCUGAGGAGUUGGUGAAAAUGACAGAACACUGUGAAAAGUUGCGUGGGGAGGCUGCUGUGUUACCUGGUUUACGAUCAGAGCUGGAGGCACUGAGGAGGAGGCACUCUGCUGCGUUGGAGUUGAUGGGUGAACGUGAUGAAGAGUUGGAGGAACUUCGUGCGGAUAUUGUUGACUUGAAGGAAAUGUACAGAGAACAAGUCAACCUGCUUGUGAAUCAGAUCCAGAGAAUGAAUCCAUCAAUGGGUAACACCAAUUUUUCUGAAGGUGCAGCUGGUUUAACAUAAAGGGUAAUGUCCAGAACUGUUUGAGAUAGCCGUGCAUUUGAAGGUGAGUUUCGUCUGAUUGCUAUCGGCACCGUAAUUGUAUAUUGAAUAUCAAUGCCUUUGAUCGACCAAAUCAAGCUUUUAAGUCUUAAUUGAUAGAAUUGAUAGAAUUUGUAUGUUGUAUAUCCGGGCAAGAGAUAUAUACUGAAGGUGUCAUGCACCCUUGUUAAAUAUAAUUUGUAUUAUGACUUGGUGAAAUGUUGUAUAGUCAAUCUCCUUACACUACAUUCAAACUAUUAAAAAUCCUGAGAAUAUUUUUCCCGAGAUAGUUAAUCAUACAGGGAUUUUUUGGGGUGUGAUGUUCCAAAUAAAACAUAUA